AUGGACAGCAAGAUUCCCUCAGGAUUUCCGGGGCCCAAAGAGGCUAUCAGGUCAGGGAGCAAGUGUAGAACAGCGGUCACCGCUGCUUUAUCAGUACUCGCUGUUACGGCGCUUAUCAGAGGGAACUUCUUCCCGAGUCCAUGGUUCCUAGCCCGGAGCGGAAGCACAUCCAAACAAAGUGCUGGUUCAGAAUGGACCUGGUCAAGCAUCAAGCCGAGUCGGACCCUGGAGUGGCACAGCUGCUUCGAGAACGGAGAAUAUGACUGCGCUAGACUAGACGUCCCCAUGGACUGGCAAGAGCCGUCUGAUGACCACAGAGUUGUACUCGCGAUUACGAGAAUCCGGGCAACCGACAAACUUGACUAUAGAGGGCCAGUCAUCUUUAACCCUGGUGGUCCCGGCGGCUCAGGGGUUUGGUCCCUGAAAAACCAUGGCAAAAUGCUGCAGGAGAUUAUUGGUGUAAACCACGACCUCAUCAGUUUCGAUCCCAGAGGUGUUGGCGCAUCCAUCCCCAGAAUCCAAUGCUGGUCAACACCGCAACAGCGCCAAAAUUGGGGUCUACAAGACCCUGGAGUUCUCGACUCCCACGAAAGCAUCGUCGGAGAACUUUUUGCCCGGGCGACGGCAUACUCUCAGGCAUGCGAGAGCGCGAUGAAAGCGUCCGGUAUACUCGAACACUCCAGCACCACCCCGACCGCCAGGGACAUGCUCGAGAUUGUGUACCAGACCGGGUACAGCAAGCUCAAGUACUGGGGCUUCAGCUACGGCACCAUCCUCGGCGGCGUUUUCGCGGCCAUGUAUCCGGACAAGGUAGAACGCCUGGUCAGCGAUGGCAACGUUGACUACAGAGAGUGGUUUAACUCGGAACACGUCAACUUCAUUCGCGACACGGACAAGGUUCUCUUCGCCUUUUAUGAGUUUUGCUAUCAAGCUGGGCCCGAAAAAUGCGCCUUCCACGGUCCCACUUCGGAAGCCAUCAUGGGGAGAUUCGUUGACCUGCUCAACGCUCUUAAGAGGCAUCCAGUCAUCGUUCCGGCCGAUCCAGAGGAAGGUCCUGAAGUACCUAUGCUGGUCACCUACUCCAAGGUCAUGCGUCUUCUCUCGACAACGCUCUACCAGCCACUGGAGCAGUUUGAGAAUUUCGCCAAGAUCAUUGCCGCGCUCGAAAAGAAGGACGGGCGGCCAUACUACAGGCGCUAUAACCCUAGCAAACCGGCCCCGGCCCCGGCUUGCGCCCCGCAGCCAGUCUCUCCGUUCGAGCCGCCCCCGGGUAUCGUCGAAGGCACCGGAGAUGCCUUCCCUGUCAUCAUGUGCGCCGAUCACCCCGCUGUCAGUAACAUGACUCUCGAGGAGAUUCAACGAGAGACGGAUGGGAUACUGGAGCUUAGUCCAGGGACUGGAGCCACUGAAGUCCCGUACCAAAUGACCUGCAAUCAGCGAACUACGCGUCCCCGCUGGCGAUUCAGUGGGCCCUUUGAGGGCAAGACUAGCCACCCCAUCUUGUUCAUCGCCAACCAGGCCGACAACAUCACUCCACUAGUCAGCGCUCGCAACAACUCCGCUGGGUUCCCCGGAUCAAGGCUUCUCAUUCAAAACUCGUUUGGCCACACGACUCUCGCAGCCCCUUCAGAAUGCACUAGAGGUCAUAUUAGGGCUUACUUCCAAAAUGGAACACUACCCGAGCCUGAUACAAAGUGCGAAGGCGACUCGCACCCAUUCGGCCCCUUUGCCGAAGCCGGAGUUCGAUUCUACCAGCCAUCGCUGUUCAUGUAA
Messenger RNA from Colletotrichum abscissum, 1773 nucleotides. RefSeq lists its product as uncharacterized. Bases 1 to 1773 code for a protein of 590 amino acids. Lineage: Eukaryota; Fungi; Ascomycota; Sordariomycetes; Glomerellales; Glomerellaceae. The record is from RefSeq and is a predicted model, not a curated record. The transcript has 8 exons.